CCUCACGACCAAAAAUUGUCACGAGCACAGUACAGCCAAUGGAAUUGGGGCAAAGGCGAACGUUCAUGGCAGUUAAUGGAAGGCGCUAAGAUAGCUAGUCAUGAGCUAAUUGUACUAUUAGCUAGAUACAUCUGUGCCAUUUCUUGUUUAAAGUCUACAUUCAGCAACUAAGGAGUCGUUUAAGGGGUCAGCAUCAUGAGUGAACCACAGCAGGUCAGUGCCCUGCCUCCUCCGCCUAUGCAGUACAUCAAAGAGUACACAGAUGAAAACAUCCGCAAGGGUCUGGCUCCGAAGCCGCCUCCACCCAUCAGAGACAGCUACAUGAUGUUUGGCAACCAGUUCCAGUGUGAUGACCUCAUCAUCCGGCCACUGGAGAGCCAAGGCAUUGAGAGGCUCCAUCCUAUGCAGUUUGAUCACAAACGGGAGCUUAAGAAGCUCAACAUGUCCAUUCUUGUGAACUUUCUGGACCUCCUGGACAUCCUUAUCAAGAGCCCUGGCAGUAUAAAGCGUGAAGAGAAGCUGGAGGACUUGAAGCUUCUAUUUGUUCAUAUGCACCACCUGAUUAAUGAGUACAGGCCACAUCAAGCCAGGGAGACACUGAGGGUGAUGAUGGAGGUGCAGAAGAGACAGAGGCAAGAUACAGCUGAGAGGUUCCAGAAACAUCUGGAGAGGGUGGUGGAGAUGAUCCAGGGCUGCCUUGCCUCCUUACCUGAUGACUUACCACAGAUGGAGGGUCCAGAUGCUGGUGAUGGGGGGGUGUCUGCAGCAGCCAGUUUUAGUUGUUCUUUUGGGCAGGCCCCCAGGCGGAAAACAGAACCGAUGGAUAUAGAGGAAGCAGGGGCCAGCUGUAUGGCAGCAGGUCACCAGGACAAGAGCGCCCAUACCUCAAAGAGGGAUAAAACGUGGGACAAGGAUGCUGCCUUGUGCAGUAUUAUUGAUGAAAUUGCUUAAGUAUUCUGUUGAGUAGUUGUAAACUGUUUGUUUUUUGUAUGCUGUACUUAGAGUAAGUAUGACAAAGUUUGCUGUUUUCACUGGGCCUGAAAUCUGGACUUGAAUGGUAUUUUUAUUUGAAAGCCAUUAUGUAAAUAAUAUGAACAGUUCCUGUGAAGAAAUUUGAAGAAUGUAAAUAUUACACACAUGAACUAGGGUGCCAACUUUCAGUUUUUGGAAUAAACCAAUAAAGAAAUUUCCAAAUGCAA
Messenger RNA from Etheostoma spectabile (orangethroat darter), 1199 nucleotides. RefSeq names its product mediator complex subunit 7 (gene med7). The record is from RefSeq and is a predicted model, not a curated record. NCBI's taxonomy places the organism in Eukaryota, Metazoa, Chordata, Actinopteri, Perciformes, Percidae. Bases 196 to 951 code for a protein of 251 amino acids. Gene Ontology annotation, biological process: regulation of transcription by RNA polymerase II. Gene Ontology annotation, molecular function: transcription coregulator activity. The transcript has 2 exons. Gene Ontology annotation, cellular component: mediator complex.